This is a messenger RNA of Pseudogymnoascus destructans, 810 nucleotides long. RefSeq lists its product as uncharacterized. The coding region runs from base 1 to 810 and encodes 269 amino acids. Lineage: Eukaryota; Fungi; Ascomycota; Leotiomycetes; Thelebolales; Thelebolaceae. The transcript has a single exon. The record is from RefSeq and is a predicted model, not a curated record.
AUGCAGGAACUCGCGUGCGCGCCGCGGAUCUCCCUCAUCAUCGGGAAGCGGACGCUGGAUUGGGAUAUGCUCAACUCGUUUCUUGGGGACGCGCAGUACUCUGAUGCGUUUCAUAUGGAAUGGGGACACGGCACUGUAGGACCCAUGGCUGGUGAGACCUUCAGCAAGGUCAAGACUAUCCAGAACCAGCGCACCAUGAUGCAGGCGGGGCAGCGGUCAAGCUUGAUGGAUGUCCUGGAGCGCUUCAAGGGUUCCAAGUCCACAGACCCACGGGACAAGAUUUAUGGCCUUCUCGGCCUCACCUUGCAAAGCCGCGAGAUGAUGGUCGAUUACCGCAAGUCGGCCGUGGAAGUUUAUACUGAAGUAACCACCAUCGAGAUCAACGGGGGCGCGAACCUAGAUAUCAUCACCCAGAACCCCUUUCAGGUGAACGACUCCACCGAGCGACUAGCCGGUCUCCCGUCCUGGGUCCCUGAUUUUUCAUGCAACAUGUACGACGACUACUCUACUCAGUACUCUAGCAUCCUUUUCGCGCAGCGGUGGAUCUACAGUGCCAGCAGCGCAGAAUGCAAAGUCCCCUGCGACUUGCUAUCCGAUCGUGUGUUACGCCUCCGCGGAACGAUCAUCGGUCGCGUGGACCCCUAUUAUUCAAUGAGUGGGAAUAUUCUUCCGACGCAGAGCCCGAAUGGCAACUCCAGAAUCUCUAUGCGUAUAAGAAGCCUAUCUCAGCUCCGACGUCUUAGACUCGUCGGCGACGUACGUAAAUGGGGAGUCCGAAUUACAGGCGUUCUGGAGGACUUUGGUAGGUGA